AUGCUUCAAGUCGCCCUCCUCCUCCUCUUUCUCUCCACCACUCUUAGCACCUGCAGUGGAAAUAGUGGGGAGGUGUCAACUGUACGCAAUCUUCUCACCAUCUACACCCUCACCACCGAUGUUGUCUGCUCAUCCGACGCCAUGAGUGUGUACAACUUCACGCACAGCGUUGCUGCAGCUGUGUGCUACGUGCGCUCCCUGAUGCCCUCCGACAAUGAGACGCUGUUCUCUGCUCAGUUGGAGUACCUGUGGGUGCCAGACUGUCUGGUGCAGCAGGCCGUAAGAGCAGGCUGGAUUUUUCGAGUUCUGCAACACCUACAG
Molecule: messenger RNA, 321 nt
Organism: Hydatigera taeniaeformis
Lineage: Eukaryota; Metazoa; Platyhelminthes; Cestoda; Cyclophyllidea; Taeniidae
Source: the annotation of a GenBank genome assembly